This is a messenger RNA of Diaporthe citri, 3204 nucleotides long. RefSeq lists its product as uncharacterized. Lineage: Eukaryota; Fungi; Ascomycota; Sordariomycetes; Diaporthales; Diaporthaceae. The coding region runs from base 1 to 3204 and encodes 1067 amino acids. The record is from RefSeq and is a predicted model, not a curated record. The transcript has 5 exons.
AUGGGGAAGCAUGAGCACCGGAUCAGAAAGUCACGGUUCACCGCGGACAACACCCACGGCGCAGCGGAGAACUUCAAUACCCUCCUAAAGGAGCCGAUUGUCCUGUCUCAUGCCAUCGCUGAGACGACCGAGGAAGACCGCAGGAGGGCGAUGCUGAACUGGGAGGAGUUUAUCGAAUACACAAAACCGGACGCCAUUCUGCGAGAGAAUGUGUGGGAGUGGCUGGCUGGGGAUAACCUCAAGGAGCAAGAGAAGGCGAUGGCCCUCUGCAAGAACUACCUCACCUUCCUCGUCUCUGCGUCGAAGCAGAGGAAGGUCAUCUGGGGCCCGGAGGAGGGGCGGGAGGAGCGGACCCUGACCACGAUCAGCUCUGUGAAUACCUGCUGGAAGAACCUUGUCGCGGCUGCACAGAUGCAGCUGAAUGAGAAGGCCGCGUCAACAGGGCGAAUCUUCGUCCUUGCCCGACGUCAAGGGCCUGCUGGGGCCCAGGACACCGGCCCAGCCACGAUGGUCACUGAGUGGAUCAAAACGGACCUCAAGGGCAUGUUCGGCCUCACGCCGGACAGCGAGUACGAGAAGAUCGGUGCAAGGUGCGAGGACAUCGAGCGUCUUCUCCGUGCUCUGUGGGAGCGCGCUGACGAUAUCCCGAUGCCGUUUCACAACCGGGUUGCUGUGCACAUGUACGUGCUCAUCCUGUAUGUCUCUGGCUGCCGGCCAGGCAUGCUGGAGACGAUCAAAUGGAGGGACUUCAAGCUCUACCUCAUCAUGGACCCAUCCGAGCCGGGCAGGCGCCGGCUCUUCGCCAGCCUGACCCUCUAUUUCAACAAGCUCAGGCGGAGGGUGGUGGUGAGGUCCGAGGAUGACCACUUCACGUACCCCAUAACGUUGAUGCCGACGCUUCUCCUCGACUUGACCCACCUCCUCGCCGCCAAGGCAUUACAAGAGGACGCCUUCGAGGCCGGCUACAGCUCCGUUGAGGACAUGCUGAACCGGCCCGAGGUGGAUGAUAAAAGCGCCACACAUCUCAGGUGGAAGGAGGAGCUUAUGGGCCAGCGAUUCUGCAAGAUGAACUGCGACAUCUUCCGCGGCCAUUUUAAACGCCUCUGCAUCGUAUCUGGCUUGCAAGACCCGCCUCGCCCAUACUUCAUGCGAGUCGGUGCGGGGGCGAACUUUGAGGCCAGUGGGAUGCCUUUGUCCUUGAAACUCCGGAUCCUCAGCCAUACUGAGAAAGUCGACUACCAGAGCUACCAAGCCCAGCGCAUAAGUCAAGACCUGCAGGGCGCCGCCUUCGGGGAGCUCGCCGGCGACAAUGUUCUUCUCUUCAAGCACCUCAGCCACGGUUGGGACAACUUUGAUCCUGAUGCUCCCAUCUACAUGACUGAAGCGCAGAGGCUCGAGAUGGAGUCGCGCAGGGACACAACAGAGCUCAGAGAAACAUUAUCGGCGCUUCGGAGUGGGGGAGGAAGACAGAAAGAGGUACAAAAGGCGGCACAAAAACUCAGGUCCCACCGGAAGCGCCUAGAGGAGCUCGCGAUCCUGUACCGGCGGAAGCACUAUUUCGAGGAGAAGGCGCGGUCCCUCCAGGCGGGCCUGCAAGGGCCGCAGCCCAAGACGGAGCCGGAGCACUGCCCUGGUAAACGGGAACACGACGCACUCGAUAUCAGCAGCCUCAUGAAGGCCUGGGCACCGGGGACGAAUUUUGAUGCCGGGGCGGAAAUGCGGGCUAUCAGGGCCAUGAAAUGGCUGAUUCACUACCUCUCCGGCAGCCUGAGCGCGAUCUCGCUGCCGAGUAGGAGCCCGUCGCCGGAGGGCCCGGCCGCUCGCGAGGGCGGACCCGCUGCCUUGCAGCUCCCCGCUGGGAAGCGGUCGAUGUGUCUCAUCUGCGGCAGGGCAUUCGCCCGGCGCGUUGAGAUGACGAGGCACGCACUGAAGCACAAGGCCGCCCUGUCCCGCCCAUUUUCCUGCCCUCUGUGUGGGGAGACCACCAGCAGCCCGUCGCAGUUCAGCAACCACGUGGAGCGAAGGCACGCAAAGGAGCACGCUCCGUAUUUCCCCACCACCCUCAGCCCAACCGCCCCGCCAGGAGAGCCCGAGACACCGCCGGAAGGGGCUGGGGCGGCACAUAAAAUUAUAUGCACGUUCUGUCUGUGUCCUUUCCCACCAGACCGCUUCCUGUAUCAUUUCCACAUGCAUCAUAGAAGCGCGGUAACCUCCUACGUGGGCACCGCCGCCUGCGCCGUCUGCCCAGGGCAGAGCGACCUCGGCCUGGGGUCGUGGUUCGCCCAUCUCACCGACAUGCAUGGCCUCCCCCCAACCGGACAGUGUCCUUUUUGUGAUCGCCUCUUCCAGGCCCGAGGACUCGGGCUGCACAUCCGCAAGGCACACUUUGAAGGCUCGGAUGGUGACGUGCCUUGUCCGCUUUGCAUCCGGGCGGGCGGCACGGCCCCCCUCAUUGCGGACCAUGCCGCCUGGCUUGUCCAUCUGCAAGCUGCUGGGCACGACAUCGGACAGGACACGAAGAUAUCGGCUGGCGUGCCGCAGGUCAGGGCCGGCACCAAACGGAAGGCCGAGGACGAUGGCCCCCACAUCCCUGGCUACGCGGCACCGCAGGCGCAGGCUCCGCCCCCCAAGGUGCAACGGCUAGAUGUCGAGGGGGCUGCUUGCUGGCCCUCCCCGCCUGGAACCGCGCCCCUCCCAUCGGUCCCUGCGCUAGACCUCUCCUUUAUCGACCCCGCUAUAUUGGGGGCCCGCCUCUCGUCCGCCAUCUUCGAGGACGAGGAGCAGAGGUCAGCGUACGGGCUGUCACCACAGAGCUUAGGCGGCUCCACCGUGUGCACAACUCCCAGCUUAGACCGCGCAUCACCGGCCGAGGCCCCCGAGUCGGCCUGCGCGUCACCGGCCGAGGCCCCCGAGUCGGCCUGCGCAUCACCGGCCGAGGCCCCUGAGUCCGUCUGCGCAUCACCGGCCGAGGCCCCUGAGUCGGCCUGCGCAUCACCGGCCGAGGCCCCUGAGUCCGUCUGCGCCUCCGCCGUGCCCCCGCCGUGCAUCGAUGGGAAUGAUUCCUUCUCGGCGCCCUCCAGCUCCCCGUCAGAGGAGGAGGAAGAGAUAGUGCUAGACACCAUUUAUGUCGCCUCGACACCUGCCCCGUCUGUUGAGCGGCCAAGAAGGCGCUCACGACGACGGACGCGACGACGCCUUACCUGA